AGUCGGCCCGGCGCGCGCUGCGGGCAGCGGCCGGAGCGGCGGGAGCGGCGGGAGGAACCGGGUUUGGCGACGGCAGUGGCGGCGGCGGCGCUCGGAGACCGAGGAUGCGGCGCCGUCUUUUGGAGCCCGGGGCUGCGGCCGCCGCCCGCGAAUAGGAGGCGGCGCGCGGCGCGGGCGCUGCUCGGGGCGGGGGAGCGGGGGGGGGCGGCGCGGCGAGGAGGCGGUGGCAGGAGCCCGCGCCCGGCCCGGCGCCCGCCCGCCCCGUGCUGCUCCGCGGCGCCUUUUCUGCACCCGCCGCUCGGCGGAGCGGGAGCCUCGGCCCCUCCGCGCCGCUGCCGCGAGCUGCCCCGCGUCCGGCCAGGCCCCCGCCUUAGGGAUGGCAAACUUGCGCCCCGUGGCUGCCUCCGCCAGCGCCGGCCCCCGCUCCUGCUGCUGACGGCGCCCAGGACAAGGGACAUAGGAUGACCCCAGCCUGUCCCCUCUUACUAUCUGUGAUUCUGUCCCUGCGCCUGGCCGCCGCCUUCGACCCCGCCCCCAGCGCCUGCUCCGCCCUGGCCUCGGGCGUGCUCUACGGGGCCUUCUCACUGCAGGACCUCUUUCCCACCAUCGCCUCGGGCUGCUCCUGGACCCUGGAGAACCCUGACCCCACCAAGUACUCCCUCUACCUGCGCUUCAACCGCCAGGAGCAGGUGUGCACCCACUUUGCCCCCCGUCUGCUGCCCCUGGACCACUACCUGGUCAACUUUACCUGCCUGCGGCCUAGCCCAGAGGAGGCGGUGGCCGGGGCGGAGGCAGAGGCGGGGUGGCCAGAGGAGGAGGAGGAGGCCGCAGCGGGGCUGGAACUGUGCAGCGGCUCGGGCCCCUUUACCUUCCUGCACUUCGACAAGAACUUCGUGCAGCUGUGCCUGUCGGCAGAGCCCUCGGAGGCCCCGCGCCUGCUGGCGCCUGCCGCCCUGGCCUUCCGCUUCGUUGAGGUCUUGCUCAUCAACAACAACAACUCCAGCCAGUUCACCUGCGGCGUGCUCUGCCGCUGGAGUGAGGAGUGCGGCCGUGCCGCCGGCCGGGCCUGUGGCUUCGCCCAGCCGGGCUGCAGCUGCCCCGGGGAGUCAGGGGCUGGUCCCGCCACCACCACCACGCCUCCAGGCCCUCCGGCUGCCCACACUCUGUCCAAUGCCCUGGUGCCCGGGGGCCCGGCCCCACCCGCUGAGGCCGAUUUGCAUUCAGGGAGCAGCAAUGACCUGUUCACGACCGAGAUGAGAUAUGGUGAGGAGCCGGAAGAGGAACCGAAGGUGAAAACCCAGUGGCCAAGGUCUGCAGAUGAGCCUGGGCUAUACAUGGCGCAGACAGUGGAAGGCCAGUGGCUAGAAUGGGGUCCCUGGGGCCCGUGCUCCACAUCCUGUGCCAACGGGACCCAGCAGCGCAGCCGGAAGUGCAGCGUGGCGGGCCCAGCCUGGGCCACGUGUACAGGGGCCCUCACGGACACCCGCGAGUGCAGCAACCUCGAGUGCCCGGCCGCAGAUGGCAAGUGGGGGCCGUGGAACGCGUGGAGCCUGUGCUCCAAGACGUGCGACACGGGCUGGCAGCGCCGCUUCCGCAUGUGCCAGGCCACGGGCGCGCAGGGCUACCCCUGCGAGGGCACCGGAGAGGAGGUGAAGCCUUGCAGCGAGAAGAGGUGUCCAGCCUUCCACGAGAUGUGCAGGGACGAGUAUGUGAUGCUGAUGACGUGGAAGAAGGCGGCUGCUGGCGAGAUCAUCUACAACAAGUGCCCCCCCAAUGCCUCAGGGUCUGCCAGCCGCCGCUGUCUCCUCAGUGCCCAGGGCGUGGCAUACUGGGGUCUGCCCAGCUUCGCCCGCUGCAUCUCCCACGAGUACCGCUACCUGUACCUGUCACUUCGGGAGCACCUGGCCAAAGGGCAGCGCAUGCUGGCAGGGGAGGGCAUGUCCCAAGUGGUGCGCAGCCUACAGGAGCUGCUGGCCCGGCGCACUUACUAUAGCGGGGACCUGCUCUUCUCCGUGGACAUUCUAAGGAAUGUCACUGACACCUUCAAGAGGGCCACCUAUGUGCCCUCCGCUGACGACGUGCAGCGCUUCUUCCAGGUGGUAAGCUUCAUGGUGGAUGCAGAGAACAAGGAAAAGUGGGAUGAUGCUCAGCAGGUAUCCCCUGGCUCUGUGCACCUGCUGCGUGUCGUGGAGGACUUCAUUCACCUGGUGGGCGAUGCCCUCAAGGCCUUCCAGAGCUCUCUGAUUGUCACAGACAACCUGGUGAUCAGCAUUCAGCGCGAACCGGUCUCGGCCGUGUCCAGUGACAUCACGUUCCCCAUGCGCGGCCGCAGGGGCAUGAAGGACUGGGUGCGGCACUCGGAGGACCGCCUCUUCCUACCCAAGGAGGUGCUCAGCCUCUCCUCCCCGGGGAAGCCAGCUGCCUCCGGCCCAGUGGGCAGCCCUGGCAGGGGGAGGGGCCCAGGAACCGUGCCCCCUGGCCCCGGCCACUCCCACCAGCGCCUCCUGCCGGCAGACCCCGAGGAGUCAUCCUCCUACUUUGUGAUCGGUGCUGUGCUCUACCGCACGCUGGGCCUCAUCCUGCCGCCCCCCAGACCCCCGCUGGCCGUCACAUCCAGGGUGAUGACAGUGACUGUGCGGCCCCCCACCCAGCCACCAGCUGAGCCCCUUAUCACAGUGGAGCUCUCCUACAUCAUCAACGGCACCACCGAUCCCCACUGCGCCAGCUGGGACUACUCCAGAGCAGAUGCCAGCUCAGGGGACUGGGACACCGAGAGCUGCCAGACGCUGGAGACACAGGCGACGCACACUCGCUGUCAGUGCCAGCACCUGUCCACCUUUGCCGUGCUGGCCCAGCCGCCCAAGGACCUGACCCUGGAGCUGGCAGGCUCCCCCUCGGUCCCCCUCGUGAUCGGCUGUGCCGUGUCCUGCAUGGCGCUGCUCACUCUCCUCGCCAUCUAUGCCGCGUUCUGGAGGUUCAUAAAGUCCGAGCGCUCCAUCAUCUUGUUGAACUUCUGCCUGUCCAUCCUGGCGUCCAACGUCCUGAUCCUCGUGGGCCAGUCACGGGUGCUGAGCAAGGGUGUAUGCACCAUGACUGCCGCCUUCUUGCACUUCUUCUUCCUCUCCUCCUUUUGCUGGGUGCUCACGGAGGCCUGGCAGUCCUACCUGGCUGUCAUCGGACGGAUGCGUACCCGCCUCGUUCGCAAGCGCUUCCUCUGCCUGGGCUGGGGUCUGCCGGCCCUGGUGGUGGCUGUGUCUGUCGGCUUUACCCGCACCAAAGGAUACGGUACAUCCAGCUACUGCUGGCUCUCCCUGGAGGGCGGCCUGCUCUAUGCCUUUGUGGGCCCUGCAGCUGUCAUUGUCCUGGUGAAUAUGCUCAUCGGGAUCAUCGUCUUCAACAAGCUCAUGGCACGUGAUGGCAUCUCGGACAAGUCCAAGAAGCAGAGGGCCGGGUCGGAGCGGUGCCCCUGGGCCAGCCUGCUCCUCCCCUGCUCAGCGUGUGGAGCGGUCCCCAGCCCCCUGCUCAGCUCAGCCUCGGCCAGGAACGCCAUGGCCUCGCUCUGGAGCUCCUGCGUUGUGUUGCCCCUGCUGGCGCUCACCUGGAUGUCGGCCGUCCUGGCCAUGACAGACCGGCGCUCCGUCCUCUUCCAGGCCCUCUUCGCGGUCUUCAACUCGGCGCAGGGCUUUGUCAUCACUGCUGUGCACUGCUUCCUGCGCCGAGAGGUCCAGGACGUGGUGAAGUGCCAGAUGGGCGUGUGCCGGGCCGAUGAGAGUGAAGACUCCCCUGACUCCUGUAAGAACGGGCAGCUGCAGAUCCUGUCAGACUUUGAAAAGGAUGUGGAUCUGGCUUGUCAGACAGUUCUGUUCAAGGAGGUCAACACUUGCAACCCAUCGACCAUCACGGGCACACUGUCCCGCCUGUCCCUGGAUGAGGACGAGGAGCCCAAGUCCUGCCUCGUGGGUCCCGAGGGCAGCCUCAGCUUCUCACCACUGCCCGGGAAUAUCCUGGUGCCCAUGGCGGCCUCACCAGGGCUGGGGGAGCCACCGCCCCCCCAGGAGGCCAACCCCGUGUACAUGUGUGGGGAAGGCGGCCUGCGGCAGCUGGACCUCACAUGGCUUCGGCCUGAGCCGGGCUCUGAGGGGGACUACAUGGUGCUGCCCCGGCGGACUCUGAGCCUGCAGCCUGGCAGCGGGGGUGGGGCUGGCGAAGAGCCCCCGAGGGCCCGGCCCGAGGGCACCCCUCGGCGGGCUGCCAAGACGCUGGCGCACCCUGAAGGCUACCCCAGCUUCCUGUCUGUGGACCACUCGGGCCUGGGGCUGGGCCCUGCCUAUGGGUCUCUACAGAACCCCUACGGAAUGACCUUCCAGCCGCCCCCACCGACGCCCAGUGCCCGCCAAGUAUCUGAGCCGGGGGAACGCAGCCGGACGAUGCCCCGUACUGUGCCAGGCUCCACCAUGAAGCUGGGCUCCCUGGAGCGAAAGAAGUUACGAUAUUCAGACCUGGACUUUGAGAAGGUGAUGCACACCCGGAAGCGGCACUCGGAACUCUACCACGAGCUCAACCAGAAAUUCCACACUUUCGACCGCUACCAUAGCCAGUCCACAGCCAAGGAGAAGCCCAGCCCCGGGGAGCGUCCCGGCUUGUCCCAACAGCGGAGACACCAGAGCUGGGGCACCUUCAAGUCUAUGACGUUGGGCUCGCUGCCCCCCAAGCCCCGAGAACGGCUGGGCCUGCACCGAGCAGCCGCCUGGGAGCCCACAGAGCCACCUGAUGGUGACUUCCAGACAGAGGUGUGAGUGCCACACCGGACUGCCCACUGCAUAUAAAUAUAUAUAUCUCUCUAUUUUCACACUCCACUUUGGAACCACUCAGGAGCCAGCGCCCCCUCCCCUCUCCCGAGGGCUGGGCAGGGAGGCGCAGUGGACUCAGCCGGGCUGGGGGAGCCAGACACGGCAUGGCCUGGGGGGGCCAGGGCCCUUCCCUGUUUCUCCGAGGCCCCCCAUCUUCACCCCAGCUAUCUGUCCCUGUCCCCGGGCUGGGGAGGGGGGAGGGAAACUUUGUCGGGAAUAAACUUCACUC
Messenger RNA from Mirounga angustirostris (Northern elephant seal), 5079 nucleotides. It is a transcript of the gene ADGRB2, whose product is annotated as adhesion G protein-coupled receptor B2. The transcript has 28 exons. Lineage: Eukaryota; Metazoa; Chordata; Mammalia; Carnivora; Phocidae. Gene Ontology annotation, cellular component: plasma membrane. Gene Ontology annotation, biological process: cell surface receptor signaling pathway; negative regulation of angiogenesis; G protein-coupled receptor signaling pathway. The record is from RefSeq and is a predicted model, not a curated record. The coding region runs from base 462 to 4796 and encodes 1444 amino acids. Gene Ontology annotation, molecular function: G protein-coupled receptor activity.